GACCAGCGUGCACGAGAGGAGGUGGCACGAGAGCGAUGGUCUGCCGCUGCCGCCGCCUCCGGCUCGUCGCUGGCCGCGCUUCAGAGGGCCUAUGGCGACUGGGGCUGCGUGGAGUUGGCCCGGGAGGAGUGCAAGCUGGCCGGUCUGCUGCUGCGCGCGGGGGACGCCGCCGCGGCGCGGGCGCGCUGGGCCGCGGCGGCCCAGACCCUGCGGCUGCUGGC
Molecule: messenger RNA, 221 nt
Organism: Prorocentrum cordatum
Lineage: Eukaryota; Dinophyceae; Prorocentrales; Prorocentraceae
Source: the annotation of a GenBank genome assembly